Messenger RNA from Paraphaeosphaeria sporulosa, 2157 nucleotides. Its product is annotated as actin-like ATPase domain-containing protein. The coding region runs from base 1 to 2157 and encodes 718 amino acids. Gene Ontology annotation, biological process: regulation of DNA-templated transcription; double-strand break repair. The record is from RefSeq and is a predicted model, not a curated record. Gene Ontology annotation, cellular component: Ino80 complex. The transcript is spliced from 3 exons. Lineage: Eukaryota; Fungi; Ascomycota; Dothideomycetes; Pleosporales; Didymosphaeriaceae.
AUGGUUGGCAAAAAGUCCGGCAGAGCCCAACUUAGGGAGGAGGGACUCGCACGGACGGACAACAAUCUCGAGCAGACGACAUGGCCAGUUGUCAGCAUGAUCAACCAGAAGAACUAUUACACCGAGUUCCUCAAGCGUGACGAGCAGUACCUCGCAGUUCGAUACCCCCAGGAGGAAGAGCGCGCGCGUAUGGUCCGAGAAGCCCGCGACAAGGAUCGUGCGCUGGCGAAAGGAGUGUCAACAACGGAAGCCACAGAUGAAGCCGCGGACGAGACUGGACUAUCACAGUCCAGAGAUGAUCCGUCGAAACUGAUCGUACUGCACGUCGGCAGCCAGAACCUUAGGAUCGGGCUUGGUUCUGAUGCGCUUCCGAAGUCAAUCCCCAUGGUCAUAGCACGGAGAUGGAAGCAGAGUGAAUCGGAGGAGAAUGAUGGCGAACCUAGUCCCAAGAGAUUGAAAUUGGAGGGCGCGGUUCCUGCGGAUGCCUUACCCGAGAAGUGGUUUGGAGAAGAUUUUGCGGAUCAGUACAUGGCAAUGUCCUCGGAACUCAGAACAAGGAUGCGUUCCAAUAAGCGACGAGUGCUGCCAAAUUCAAAGGACCUCGUUACCAAUUUCAAUCGGCGCACUCCACCCGAGAUCAUCAACGAGCACAACGAUGUGGAUAGGAUAGACUGGACAGAGCUCCCAAGCGAUCCCAAAAAAGCACCUGAAUACUUUACCGGACGAGCAGCACUGCGAAUACCAGAGAAUUCGAAUCCUCGUUAUAAACUCUUUUGGCCAAUUCGAAAUGGAACCUUCAACGAAGUUGACUACACUGGUCGAAACCAGAUCUAUCACGACCUUUCGAAGAUAGUUGAAGAUGCUUUCAGAUCCCAGCUUGGCGUCACGAGUCUCAAAGAGCUCGCGAAUUACAAAUGUGUCUUCAUCAUUCCGGAUCUCUACGAGCGUGUUUACGUGACGAUGAUGCUGGACAUCCUCAUGCGCGACUUGGGCGUUGGGAAGGUUUCCCUGCAACAAGAGAGUCUCUCCGCUACGUUUGGUGCCGGCUACGGUAUCGCUUGUGUUGUGGACAUUGGAGCGCAGAAGUCAUCGAUCUGCUGCGUUGACGAAGGUCUGUGCAUCGAAGAGUCUCGCGUCAACCUCAAGAUGGGAGGCGCAGAUGUAACGGAGACAUUUAUCAAGAUGAUGCUCUACGGGCAUUUCCCCUACUCGGACAUGAACCUCAAGAGAAGAUACGAUUUUUUACUUGCCGAAGAACUGAAACAGAAGUUUUGUUCGAUGGACGAAGACUCCGUGACUGUGAAAACGUGGGACUUUCAUCUUCGAGCUUCAGGUCAGGACACGAGGAAAUACACGUUCAAGACUUACGACGAGACGAUGUUGUCUGUCAUGGGCUUGUUCAAGCCUUCGAUCUUCGACCACUCGAAAAAGCUAGACGGCCGUAGAACGGUGAUUCCGAGAUCGGUUGACCUAUACGACGGAUCCCCGAACGACCCAAUCUCUCAGGCUCAGAUUGCAGUGUACGAGGCGGCAGCAGGGAAACCGAUCAAUGGAGCACAAGAGUCGGGGGGCACGCCAGCCGUCGCGUCUACCCCGCAGCGUCCAGGGCAAUUGAAUCCGCUGAACCGACUCAACGACAACGAGACACCACGAUCGUCUGUAGCUGGUUCUCCAGCACCAGAGGGCACGAGUACGCCCAAUCCAGACCGUGACACACCUAUGGGCGAUGGCGAGCAAACCCUCAUUUUCCGGGAUCCUGUGCUCGAAAAAACUAAGAUUGCAGAGGAACGCGACAAAACGCUUCCGAUUAUACCGCUUGACCAAGCUAUUCUGGAAUCGGUUACUCAAGGAGCGCGCGGCGAUGAGCGUAAGCUGCGCGAUUUCCUUGGCGGUAUCAUGCUUGUCGGUGGUGCUAGUAAGACGCCUGGUCUCCGCGAGUUUCUGGAGACCAGACUUAGAGAACAGAGACCUUUCUAUGGGAAGGAAAUAUUGGUUGGCCCACCGCCUAGGGAGUUUGAUCCGCAAGUAGUGAUCUGGAAGGGAGGAAGCGUUUUUGGGAGGUUGAGUUCUGCUGGUAACGACAGUUGGAUCAGCAAGGCGGAGUACGACAUGCUGGGAAGCCGCUUGCUGAACAACAAGUGUAUGUUCGCGUGGUGA